Molecule: messenger RNA, 267 nt
Organism: Blastomyces gilchristii SLH14081
Lineage: Eukaryota; Fungi; Ascomycota; Eurotiomycetes; Onygenales; Ajellomycetaceae
Exons: 1
Coding region: 1-267 (88 amino acids)
Source: RefSeq, a predicted model, not a curated record
AUGCAGAACCUCUCAGAGAGUUUACUCAAAGCAGUAAGAAAAGCAGCUGAAAUCACUGAACUGAAAUCAAAGCUUCAUACACAUACAAGGAUUCUAAAUGAGAUCAAGGCCUUGUAUACACAGUGGCAGGCUGAGACAGAAGUCAAACAACAAUUGACAUUCACUGUGAAUAAUGUAUUCACUAUGAAGAGCUUUGCUGACGCAAUUAUCAUCAUCAAUAAGAAUAGAGAAAACCAGAUCUUAGGCCUGCAGCAGAAGAUUGAAUGA